AUGUCACCCGAGAAGAUGGACGCUAGGACUUGGUAUUUUAUAUUGAGCUUGAUUCAACCACCAAGGAAGGGACGGUCCAAUCCUAUAGGAAACAUUAUCGCGACUAUCGAGGAGGCAGAUUUGCCAAAGUUUCAUGAAUUAUGCUUUGCAGCGACUGAACCACUGCCGCAGCAAAGGCAUCUAAACCGCCUGGGCCUUCGCGCCAUGAUGCCUGCGCGAUGGAAGCAAGAACCAAGGGAGUGGUUGCUGUUGAUUUGGGAUAGGGCCUUUGAAGAGGGGAUAUUCAAGCCUCUUGACGUCUAG
This is a messenger RNA of Penicillium samsonianum, 303 nucleotides long. RefSeq lists its product as uncharacterized. The transcript has 2 exons. The record is from RefSeq and is a predicted model, not a curated record. NCBI's taxonomy places the organism in Eukaryota, Fungi, Ascomycota, Eurotiomycetes, Eurotiales, Aspergillaceae. The coding region runs from base 1 to 303 and encodes 100 amino acids.